AUGACAACAAUACGUCCUUUUACGUGUGAAGACAUGCUAUACUUUAACAAUGUAAAUUUGGAUCCGCUGACAGAGACCUAUGGUUUGUCUUUUUAUACACAAUAUUUAGCGCACUGGCCGGAGUACUUUCAGGUUGCCGAAUCUCCGAGUGGAGAAAUUAUGGGAUACAUUAUGGGAAAAGCAGAGGGUCAUGGUGAAAAUUGGCAUGGUCAUGUCACAGCAUUGACUGUUAGCCCGGACUAUAGGCGUUUGGGUCUGGCUGCAACCUUAAUGAACAUACUAGAAGAAGUGUCUGAAAAAAAAAAGGCAUACUUUGUUGAUUUGUUUGUGAGAGUUAGCAAUAAAGUUGCUAUUAAUAUGUACAAAAAUCUUGGAUACAUUGUGUAUAGGACUGUUUUAGAAUAUUACUCAGGAGAUCCUGAUGAAGAUGCCUAUGAUAUGAGAAAAGCAUGUUCAAGAGAUAUAAGUAAGAAAUCAGUGAUACCACUUGCACACCCAGUUAGACCUGAAGAUGUUGAUUAA
Danaus chrysippus (African queen) is the source of this 522-nucleotide messenger RNA. NCBI's taxonomy places the organism in Eukaryota, Metazoa, Arthropoda, Insecta, Lepidoptera, Nymphalidae. The record is from the annotation of a GenBank genome assembly.